AAUACACACAAACACACACACACACACACACCAUAUUAAGAAAAUACAGUAACAGAACUUCAAUCAUCAUCUUCAUUGAUAACCAUGUCUCCUUCUUCAGAAGAUAAUAGAGUAACGAGACAGGUAAUCAAGAGUUUUUUUGUAAAGCUUCAGGAAGAAGGAGAAGGUGCUCUUGUUAGAAACGCCAUCACAGAGAUGGACCAGAAGUUACUAGACCCAUUCGUGUUGCUAGUUGAAUUUUCUUUUUCGCUUUCAGUUGGAUACCCAGAUCAUCCUCACCGAGGUUUUGAAAGUCUUACUUACAUGCUAAAGGGGGGUAUCAUUCACAAAGAUCUUAAAGGUCAAAAAAGUAUAAUCAAAGCUGGAGAUGUUCAGUGGAUGACAGCAGGAAGAGGAAUCAUUCAUUCAGAAUAUCCGGAACAAGAAGUCAACAAUGGCUUACAGCUUUGGAUCAAUCUUCCUUCCAUUCACAGAAUGAUGGAGCCAAAAAACCUAGAACUGUCUGGUUCAGAGAUUCAAAGAGCAGAGGAAGAUGGAGUAGAGGUCAAAGUCAUAGCCGGAGAUUCAAUGGGAAUCAAAUCUCCUUCCCACACAACAACACCAAUGAUGUACCUUGACUUCACCCUCAAACCAGGUUCUCAAACCCACCAGGCCGUUCCAGAAUCCUGGACUGCUUUCGCCUACAUUUUAGAAGGCGAUGAAGGCGUGUUCAGCUCCAUGAACUCUUCAGCUAUAUCUGCGCACCAUGUUGUUGUAUUUGGACCAGGGGAGUUAGUUAGCGUGUGGAACAAGUCAAGUUCUAGGUCAUUGAGGUUUCUGUUGAUUGCAGGGGAGCCGAUCGGUGAGCCUAUGGUUCAGAGUGGUCCGUUUGUGAUGAGUUCUCAGGCUGAGAUUGAUACGGCUUUUGAGGAUUAUCAGAAUGCUAAGAACGGGUUUGAGAUGUCUAAAAGUAGUAAGUAGAGGCACAGUCGAAAGAGUUUGUAAACAAAAACCAUAUGAAUUAUGUGGUUUUGUCUUCUUUAUUUCACAUUCAAGAAUCUAUUACAACUAAGUCUACAAGUCGAAUCAAAGAUGAGAUCAGUGUCAGAGGAAAAAAAAACAACAAUCAUCUCUUUAUGAAAGUUGAUGAUAAGA
This is a messenger RNA of Brassica napus (rape), 1134 nucleotides long. RefSeq names its product pirin-1. The record is from RefSeq and is a predicted model, not a curated record. Bases 85 to 960 code for a protein of 291 amino acids. The transcript has 7 exons. Lineage: Eukaryota; Viridiplantae; Streptophyta; Magnoliopsida; Brassicales; Brassicaceae.